AUGCAGACGAAGCAGGUCCGGAGGUCGCCCACAACAACCACAGGACCAGGCGAGGCAGAAGCAGAAGCAGAAGCUGGACCAGGGAAGGCAGAAGCAGAGGCUGGACCAGGCGAGGCAGAAGCCAAAGCCGAAGCUGGACCGGGCGAGGCUGAAGCCGAAACCGACGCUGGACCAGGCGUCGAUGACGCUGCAGGCGACGGCGUGGAAGAGACUGAACUACAGGAGACACUGGAGACUGAAUUACAGGAGACACUGGAGGCACAGGAGACCCAACUACAGGAGGCACUGGGGGCACAGGAGACUGAACUACAAGAGGCACUGGAGGGACAGGAGACCGAACUACAGGAGGCACUGGAGACCGAACUACAAGAGGCACUGGAGGCACAGGAGAGCGAACUACAGGAGGCACUGGAGGCACAGGAGAGCGAACUACAGGAGGCACUGGAGGCACAGGAGAGCGAACUACAGGAGGCACUAGAGGCACAGGAGACUGAACUACAAGAGGCACUGGAGGCACAGAAGACUGAACUACAAGAGGCACUGGAGACACAGAAGACCGAACUACAGGAGGCACUGGAGGCACAGGAGACCGAACUACAGGAGGCACUGGAGGCACAGGAGACUGAACUACAAGAGGCACUGGAGGCACAGGAGACUGAACUACAGGAGGCACUGGAGGCCUCCUGUGCCUACAGGAGGCACUGGAGGGACAGGAGACCGAACUACAAGAGGCACUGGAGGCACAGGAGACCGAACUACAGGAGGCACUGGAGGCACAGGAGAUCGAACUACAGGAGACACUGGAGGCCCUGGGGACUGAGCUAA
Molecule: messenger RNA, 825 nt
Organism: Oreochromis niloticus (Nile tilapia)
Lineage: Eukaryota; Metazoa; Chordata; Actinopteri; Cichliformes; Cichlidae
Product: variable charge X-linked protein 3B-like
Exons: 2
Coding region: 1-825 (274 amino acids)
Source: RefSeq, a predicted model, not a curated record